AUGUCUUACGAUAACGACCGAUCAGGAGGCGACAGCUACGGCAGCGGCCGCGGCGACUCGGACAACUACGGCUCCUCCAACACGGGCGGUGGCCUCGGUUCAGAUGACACUUACGGCUCUUCAGGCCAGACCGGCGGCGCAGGCCUAGGCUCUCGCGGUGACAACGACUCAUAUGGCUCCUCUAAUACCGGUGGCGGCCUGGGCGCUGAUGACACAUACGGCUCUUCGCGCAAGACCGGAGGUGUUGGUGCUGAUGACAGCUACGGGAGUGGUGGCACUAGUGGUGGAUUGGGGAGCGAUGAUACGUAUGGCAGUGGUGGCGCUACUGGAGGGCGAAGCUCUGGUUAUGACAACGAACAGGGCUUGGGCAGCGGGCGAACUGGCGCUCAAGCAAGCGGUGGCUUUGGGUCAUCGGAUGAUACCUAUGGGAGCAGUGGACGUGGUGAUUCCGACAACACCUACGGCUCAGGCGACCGUGACACAUCUGACCGCACUAGUGGUGGUCUAGGCGCCGACGACACCUACGGAUCUGCUUCGAAGACUGGAGGCGACUCCUACGGCCAAGACAAUUACGGCAUGGGCUCCGGUCGCACUGGCGCACAAGAAUCAGGCGGUAUCGGUGGCGACAACGCCUCCAGCGACAACUAUGGCAGCAGCGGACGAGGCUACGACAACGACAACAGUGGAAGCGGAAGUGGAGGCAAGGACUCCACGGUCGGUAAGCUGAUGCAGAAGGCAGGCGGUAUGUUUAACAACGAGAAGUUGGAGCAGAAGGGCGCUGCCAAGCGGGACCAGGCUGGAGGAUAUGACAACGACAACAGCAACUACUGA
Cyphellophora attinorum is the source of this 831-nucleotide messenger RNA. RefSeq lists its product as uncharacterized. NCBI's taxonomy places the organism in Eukaryota, Fungi, Ascomycota, Eurotiomycetes, Chaetothyriales, Cyphellophoraceae. The coding region runs from base 1 to 831 and encodes 276 amino acids. The transcript has 5 exons. The record is from RefSeq and is a predicted model, not a curated record.